UAAAGCUUGGAACGGGCGACUGAUGGCGGUUCCGGCGGGCUUCAUCUUCGGGGCAGCCGCGGCCGCGGUGAUCGCCGUGGGCGCGUACAUGUUCUUCUGGCCGGCGUCGGCCGUGGUCAUGAUGAAAGCACCUGGAUCCGGCGGCCUGCUGAUAUCCCGCUUGGCGUUCGAGGCCAACCCGCAGCGCUACUACCACCUCCUCCGCACCGCCGGCGCCGCGGUGGCCGCCGCUGCUUUCGCUCCGUGAGCGGGGUGACCGCCCGCCUUCCUAAGCUGCUGCACCGAGAUCU
This is a messenger RNA of Hordeum vulgare subsp. vulgare (domesticated barley), 290 nucleotides long. RefSeq names its product protein EGG APPARATUS-1-like. Lineage: Eukaryota; Viridiplantae; Streptophyta; Magnoliopsida; Poales; Poaceae. The record is from RefSeq and is a predicted model, not a curated record. Bases 23 to 247 code for a protein of 74 amino acids. The transcript has a single exon.